This is a messenger RNA of Danaus plexippus (monarch butterfly), 1041 nucleotides long. Its product is annotated as ADP-ribose pyrophosphatase, mitochondrial. Lineage: Eukaryota; Metazoa; Arthropoda; Insecta; Lepidoptera; Nymphalidae. The transcript is spliced from 4 exons. The record is from RefSeq and is a predicted model, not a curated record. The coding region runs from base 146 to 1027 and encodes 293 amino acids. Gene Ontology annotation, molecular function: ADP-ribose diphosphatase activity.
ACUAGAGAGAGAAAAACAAAAAUAAUACCCUUUAAUAUUUCAUUAUUUUAGGCCAUAAAAUACAUGCCAACCAUAUUUUUUUAAACCAAAUACGUUAGUUAUUGAGAUAUCAGUUGUUUCUACGAGAUUUAAAACACUUAAUUUUAUGUACUAUAAAGUGUUAUUUUACUCAUUUAUAUUAAAUGUAAUAAAAACAACAUCGCCUACGAUGUCUGUUCAUAUCAAGUGUCGCAGUCGAUUUUACCCUCGUUCUAGUAUUGAAAGAUUCAUUGUGCCAGAUAAGAAAGUUCCCUGGUCUGUGGAAUUUAAAGAAUAUUGUCCAAAAACUUAUAAUGCACCUUCAAUUCAUGGCAAACCCUGGGCAGAUCCAGAUAUUAGAAAUCCUAAUUUCACACCAAAAUGGAAUGAUAUAGAUGGACAGGUGAAUAGGAAAAGCUACACAGGAAUUUAUAAAAUUUCUGAUGGAGUGCCACUGAACCCUGUUGGUAGGACUGGUAUAUCAGGAAGAGGAGUUUUAGGCCGAUGGGGACCAAACCAUGCAGCAGAUCCAGUUGUUACUAGAUGGAAGGAUUCAAAUCAUUCCAUCCUACAAUUUGUGGCAAUAAAACGUGGGGAUACAGGGGAGUGGGCUCUUCCUGGUGGCAUGGUGGAUCCCGGGGAGAAAUUUGCAACAACAGCUAUAAGGGAAUUUCAAGAAGAAGCUAUGAAUUCCCUGGAAGCAUCACAAGAUGAGAAAAACAAAUGGGUGGAAAAAUUCAAAGAUUUCUUCAGUAGUGGCAUUGAAAUAUACAGCGGCUAUGUAGAUGAUCCUCGUAAUACCGACAAUGCUUGGAUGGAAACAACAGCCUACAAUUACCAUGACGAAACUGGCACAACAGUCGGGGCUUUAAACUUGAAAGCUGGCGAUGACGCUGUCGGCGUCCAAUGGGUGGAUAUUACGCCUACUUUAAAUCUCUAUGCCAGUCACAAAGACAUAGUUAAUAAAGUGUACAAAACUAUAGUGCCUGAUUCAAGAGAAAACAAAUAAAAAUGCUACACGUC